AAAUUGUGUACUGUUUUAGUGAGAAAGGAUUUUAUUGUAGUCUGUCGAACGUUUGGACUUUUAUUGUGAAAGCACGUGUAUACGGCUACCGGAAAAAAUACGCGCCUAACUCCAUAAUGUGGUUGGACCAUCUAUAGAGUUAGUACAGUGGUGUUACCUUAAGCACUGGCUUAACAUUGAUAUUAACCUGUGGACAAAUUUACCUGUUCGCCAAAAUCUGCAUUGCAAGGUAACAUAUUGUUGGUUGUCGUCGUCAGGACUGCUAGCGUUGACUUAGCGUCGUCGCAAGCAACUCUGCCGCUGGUUCCGAAUACAUCGAGCAGCAUGGAUCUUGAAGUUGGUCCACAGAGUCUGGAUCACCAGACCGCAACACCAGCCCAGUACCCCAAAUACAAGAGGAAUUUGAGGAGUCUAAAUUUGCUGACCAUGAAGUUUGUUAGAUUACUGCAAGAAGCUGAAGACGGUGUGCUGGACCUCAAAGAUGCUGUCAGGGUCCUGGCUGUCAGACAGAGAAGGCGAAUCUAUGACAUCACAAAUGUGCUGGAGGGCAUUGGUCUGAUUGUGAAAAUAUAUAAGAACCUUGUUAAGGGCCCGAGACCAGGAGAAAAUGCACACAAAUUAACCAACAGACUGACAGAGUUAAAGGCUGAGCUGCAGGACUUGGAGCGGAAGGAAAAUAUGUUGGACCAACAGAGACUCUGGGUCCAACAGAGCAUCAGGAACACAACAGAAGAAUGCAACAAUCUGACCUAUGUGAAUCAUGAAGAUAUCUGCAACUGCUUCAGUGGCAAGACACUCCUGGUAGUGCGAGGGCCAGUUGGCACACAACUAGAUGUUCCCAUUCCCAAAGCUGUCCUGAACAGCCCAGUAACAUAUCAGAUCCAUCUGAAAAGCAUCAGUGGGCCCAUAGAAGUCAUACUUCUUAACAAACGUUCUGUCAGCUCUGUUCCAGUUGUACUACCAGUCCCACCACCAGAAGAAGUUUUACGGAAUGCUAAAUUAGCCAUGUCUACUUCAGAUGAGACAGGUGGCAGUGCUGCACAUUGUCAGACUUCAACUAAUACCAAACAUAGUGCUACAUGGAGACAGAAAGUCAUGGAUGACAUGCAGUCUCUUCAUGCAUCAUCAUAUAUAAACACAGAGCCUAACAGAGCUGCUGCAUCUAAAUUUCCAGAUUUAUCAAAAGAACUGAGGAGCCUACUAGACUCACCCAAAGAAAUAAUGAAUGCAGAUCUACUCUCACAGCUUAUGGCCUCUCAAGUUUUUUCUCCACUUCUCUGUCUGUCUCCACCCCUGUCUGAACAUGAAUAAAUCUAUAAUCUGGAUGAGAAUGAAGGCCUCUGACGUGUA
Messenger RNA from Monopterus albus (swamp eel), 1350 nucleotides. Its product is annotated as transcription factor E2F4-like. The record is from RefSeq and is a predicted model, not a curated record. Bases 325 to 1311 code for a protein of 328 amino acids. Gene Ontology annotation, molecular function: DNA-binding transcription factor activity, RNA polymerase II-specific; RNA polymerase II cis-regulatory region sequence-specific DNA binding; protein dimerization activity. Gene Ontology annotation, biological process: regulation of transcription by RNA polymerase II. The transcript has 10 exons. Gene Ontology annotation, cellular component: RNA polymerase II transcription regulator complex. Lineage: Eukaryota; Metazoa; Chordata; Actinopteri; Synbranchiformes; Synbranchidae.